CGGCCGGCAGAGCGACGCGCAGCCCCGCCGGCGCGGACCCCGACGACGCCCCUGUCCGGAGCCCGCGCAGGCCGGGCCGCCCUCGAGGGCCGGGAGCGGCGCCCGGCGGCCGCCCCUGCAGGCCUCGUCUCUGCUGGGACCUUCAGAGGCCCCUCCGACCUGAAAGAUGAGGAAAGUGAGGUUCACAGAGUGGAAACCUCUUGCCCAGCUGGUGAGUGGAGGACUCAGGCUGGCUGUCCAAAUCUGGAGCCUGUGAUUCUUCCCAACCCAGGCCUUGUUCUCAGAGCUGAACUAAAUGCUGUGACAGGGCUAGGUCAGGACACAGGAGUGAGAGGUUAACUCUAUAGAGGAAGCGGUGACAGCUUCUCUGGGCCUUGAAGGACGCGUUGGAGAGAGGAAGAACACUGCAAGCAGAAAAAUAGCAGGUACAGAGACACAGAAGUGUGAGGCUGCCUGGCGUCUGGGGCAAAGCACGCCUACGGACGCCAUGUGGGGGGCUCUGAGGCCCCUGUCUUCGCUGCUGCCACCUCUGCUGCUGCUGGUGCUGGUGCUGGGGUUCGGGCCCAGGGUGGCCACCGGCGGUGGGGCCGCCGGGGCAGCGGGCUACCCGCCGGUGCAGUACGUCCAGCCCAUGCACAAAGGACCCGUGGGGCCGCCCUUCCGCGAGGGCAAAGGCCAGUACCUGGAAAUGCCUCUGCCACUGUUGCCAAUGGACUUGAAAGGAGAGCCCGGCCCCCCUGGAAAGCCCGGGCCACGGGGUCCCCCCGGCCCUCCUGGCUUCCCAGGAAAACCAGGCACUGGAAAACCAGGGCUGCAUGGGCAGCCUGGCCCCGCCGGCCCCCCUGGCUUCUCCCGAAUGGGCAAGGCUGGUCCCCCAGGGCUUCCAGGCAAGGUUGGACCGCCAGGGCAGCCUGGGCUUCGAGGGGAGCCAGGGAUACGAGGGGACCAGGGCCUCCGGGGGCCCCCAGGACCCCCUGGCCUACCUGGGCCCUCAGGCAUUGCUGUCCCUGGGAAACCAGGCCCCCCGGGAGUGCCAGGGCCCCCAGGAUUUGGGGGGGAGCCAGGGCCCCAAGGAGAGCCUGGGCCCCCUGGUGAUCGAGGCCUCAAGGGUGAAAAUGGAGUGGGUCAGCCAGGGCUGCCUGGAGCUCCAGGGCAGGGUGGUGCCCCUGGACCCCCUGGUCUCCCUGGUCCAGCUGGCUUGGGCAAGCCAGGUUUGGAUGGGCUUCCUGGGGCCCCUGGAGAUAAGGGUGAGUCUGGGCCUCCCGGGGUACCAGGACCCAGGGGGGAGCCAGGAGCUUUGGGCCCAAAAGGGCCCCCUGGGGUGGAUGGUAUGGGAGUACCAGGGCCAGCAGGGCUGCCAGGGCCACAGGGCCCACCAGGGGCCAAAGGGGAGCCAGGGACCCGGGGCCCUCCUGGCCUGAUAGGCCCCACAGGCUAUGGGAUGCCAGGGCUGCCAGGUGCCAAGGGGGACAGGGGCCCAGCUGGGGUCCCAGGGCUCUUGGGGGACAGGGGCGAGCCAGGGGAGGAUGGGGAGCCAGGGGAGCAGGGCCCACAGGGCCUUGGGGGCCCCCCUGGACUUCCGGGGUCUGCAGGGCUCCCUGGCAGACGUGGGCCCCCUGGGCCUAAGGGGGAAAGCGGGCCUGGAGGACCCCCAGGAAUGCCCGGCAUUCGGGGUGACCAGGGGCCUAGUGGCCUGGCUGGGAAACCUGGGCUCCCAGGAGAAAGGGGGCUUCCAGGGGCCCAUGGACCUCCUGGACCGACUGGGCCCAAAGGUGAGCCAGGUUUCGCAGGCCGCCCUGGAGGACCAGGGGUGGCAGGAGCCCUUGGGCAGAAGGGUGACUUGGGGCUCCCUGGGCAGCCUGGCCUGAGGGGCCCUUCAGGAAUCCCUGGGCUCCAGGGUCCGGCUGGCCCCAUCGGGCCUCAGGGUCUGCCCGGCCUGAAAGGUGAACCAGGCCUGCCGGGGCCCCCUGGAGAGGGGAAGGUGGGGGAACCUGGCAUGGCUGGGCCUACAGGGCCUCCUGGCAUCCCAGGUUCCCCAGGACUCACGGGCCCUCCUGGGCCUCCUGGGCCUCCUGGCCCCCCCGGCGCCCCUGGGGCCUUCGAUGAGACGGGCAUCGCCGGCCUGCACCUGCCCAACGGUGGCGUGGAGGGAGCUGUGCUGGGCAAGGGGAUCAAGCCGCAGCUUGGGCUGGGUGAGCUGUCGGCCCACGCCACGCCCGCCUUCACCGCUGUGCUCACCUCGCCCUUCCCCGCCUCCGGCAUGCCUGUUAAGUUUGACCGGACCCUCUACAACGGCCACAGUGGCUACAACCCAGCCACCGGCAUCUUUACCUGCCCCGUGGGCGGGGUCUACUACUUCGCUUACCAUGUGCACGUCAAGGGCACCAAUGUGUGGGUGGCCCUAUACAAGAACAACGUGCCCGCUACCUACACCUACGACGAGUACAAGAAGGGCUACCUGGACCAGGCGUCUGGCGGGGCCGUGCUCCAGCUGCGGCCCAACGACCAGGUCUGGGUGCAGAUGCCCUCGGACCAGGCCAACGGCCUCUACUCCACCGAGUACAUCCACUCCUCCUUUUCAGGAUUCUUGCUGUGCCCCACAUAACCCGUGCUGCCCUGGCCUCCUCCCCUUUAGUGGUAGAGAGACCUUCUUACUUACAAAGAACCUCCAUUUAAAGAAAAAACCAAAGGCUGAACAGAGGCGGGAACAGAGGUGGCCUUGGCCUUGGCCUGAGGAGACUGACUGGGUUUCUUCCUCCGCGCAGGCUGAGGUUGUUUCUGGAAGAAGCUGGCCUGAAUUCCUCUCCCCCACCUGUCUGUGCAGUGUCGGGGUUGUGCCCCACUCCUGCCCUGCCUGGCCUGCACGCAGGGCCCCAGGACACUCAGCCCAGCUGGUGGAGACCCCUGCCCCCUUGCGAGUUCUGGGCUCUGCCAGGCGGUGAAGGAUGCUGCUUCUCUGUGAGUCAGAGCUGAGAGGGGACUGAGUUCCCCUGGGGAGACAUAUUCCCAAGCCCUGCCCUUCCUGCUCUCCCCCAGAUGGCACCUGCUCAAGCAGUGGGGCGUGGCCUCGCUCAGUUCUUGGCUGGGGCGCUUCCAGCUGCCCUGGGACCUCCAGCAUGAGACAGUGGGUCCCCUGAAGAAUCUUUCUCUCUCUCCUGGGGAAGGGAGAGGAGGGGGACCAUCGAGGUGGCCAGUGUGGACACCCUGUCAGGACUGCAACCAUAGCGGUGAGGCUGUGGCAUCAGGCCUGUCCCUGGUGGGUACAGGUGCAUGGCCCCUCCAGCAAGCUCCCGGGAAGUGCCGAUCCCCUUUCAAUGCUCAGGCCGCAGCUACGGAGAAUGGUGGUUUGUGAAGGGUAGGGGCACGGGUCUGGGGCAGGAUGGUGGCUCUUCACGUUCGUCUCCAUCCCCCAGGCUGCCCCCACCAGCUCUGGCUCUGUUCAGCAUGAGGGCAGCCCCGGGCCCCUGGGCACCGUCCCAAGUGGGCACGAGGCAGGAUGGGUACUCAGUGAACAUGAGUAUCCCUCCUUUUCUCUCCUUGCACCUGCUAGGGGAGGGCUGAUUUUCUCAGACAGAAUUAUAAGGGAUCCUUGCCACCCCUAACCCCAUUAUCCCCAAGGCAGAGAGCUUCUUGUUUGCCCUCAAAACAAGGUGCACACGACCUUGGGGAUGAAGGCAACUGCCUGCUUUUCCUUAAUAAGAGCCAUAUGGUGGGUGGGUGUCGACCACAGGGGUUAAUCUGGGGGGGCUUCCUCUCCUUCCACUCUCUGGUUCCAAUUUCCUGUCCUAGGCAGGAUUAGGGCCCAGGAGGCUGAGGCCCUGAGAAAAAGGGUGCCAGCAGGCCCCUCUGGAAUGAGUUGGAUGUUUCCGCCAUUUUCCCCAAUCAGAGCUGCCCGCCCCCUGCACGAAGCCAGCAGGACCCCCUCCCAUCCCCUCAGCCCCUUGUUCAAGCUGAGUGGAUCCAGCUGAGACGUGGAUCCAGCGUGACCCUGCUCCACUUAUGGCCUGCGCCAGCGUGCCCAUGGUGAGGAAGGAGGCUGACCACUGACUUCUGACUUGUUACGCUGGGGCUCCGUCAGGCCCCUCGCCUGGCCUCCUCCCCACCCACAGCUUCUCCAAACAAAGCAGACCGCUUGCCUCCUCACUGUAACUUUCAGAAGGAGAAAUGAAAACCCACAUCUGCCCGAGUGGCACUUUAAAAGCAGGCUGUGGCUAGGGUUCCUGGUGGGCUUCUUAUUCAUCAGUGUCCACGGGUACUAAGUCUCAAGUCAUACUUCAUGGGGCCAUCUGCUCAGCCUCCUUCCUGGGUCAAAGCCACCGCCAUCUGACCUGUUAGGGAGGGUUCCGAUGGGCAGAAAUGCAUCAGCUCCUAGUGGGAGCUCAGGGCCCUGAGGAGGGUACGGGGAGCCAAAGAGAAAAAAAGAAAAAAGAAAAAAAAGCUGUUUCACAGAACUAAGUUUCUGCUAAAUGUCAUUCCUGAAGCCUUUGGGGAGAAGUGGGUGUUGUUUCCAAAAUGUUUAUGGGAUAUUAGUUCCAGGUGUCCACCUGACUGACUAGCUUUGAUAAACUAUGUCGGGUUUUAACAAUGAAAACUACAUCACCUUGUGCAUUUUUAUAUUGUCCUCAAUUUCUUUUUAAGGUUUAAAUGUUUCCCAUUAGUAAUUUCAUCUCUCACCUGGUAUAGGAAACCUAGUUCUCUACAUACCUCUUACGUGCCCUGUGUCACAGAAGAUUCGGCAAAAACGCACUUGGGAAUCAAAGUAAAUGGGACUUCAUUUUGAAAAGAAACGCAAUGGUAUUGACUGUACUGACACAAUCUCA
Hippopotamus amphibius kiboko is the source of this 4820-nucleotide messenger RNA. It is a transcript of the gene COL8A2, whose product is annotated as collagen type VIII alpha 2 chain. Gene Ontology annotation, molecular function: protein binding. Bases 488 to 2605 code for a protein of 705 amino acids. The record is from RefSeq and is a predicted model, not a curated record. The transcript has 5 exons. NCBI's taxonomy places the organism in Eukaryota, Metazoa, Chordata, Mammalia, Artiodactyla, Hippopotamidae.